Molecule: messenger RNA, 4166 nt
Organism: Cololabis saira (Pacific saury)
Lineage: Eukaryota; Metazoa; Chordata; Actinopteri; Beloniformes; Belonidae
Gene: tmem260
Product: transmembrane protein 260
Exons: 16
Coding region: 224-2296 (690 amino acids)
Source: RefSeq, a predicted model, not a curated record
AAGCUUCUUUUUUUAACAAACUCGGUCUCACGCUUGCAAAAAUGAAUCCGGAAAGUUAUCAUUUGCUGUAAUUUUGACUUUACUCCAGCUUGGUCUGAUUUAUGUUCAUAGAUAAGUAGUAAAUUACAUUUCCAUUUACCGUCAUCGGCAUGCGCUGCUAACGUGAGCUCGCUAGUUCAGCCAAGUUUCAAUAACGUUUAUCGGGAUCUUCGCGUUUAUACAAAUGACUUCGGAACAAAGGACGAGUUGGAUAGUGGCCGGCACUACGGUCGCCGGUGUUUCUGCCCUGUAUGUGCCCUGUGUGCAGAGGACUGUCCCUGGUGGAGACUCAGGAGAGCUGAUCACCACUGCAUGUGAGCUAGGGGUGGCUCAUCCUCCAGGAUAUCCUGUCUUCACCCUUCUGGCUCGCUUUGCGAUGUGUCUACUGCCCUCAUUCUCUCCGGCCCACAGCGUCAACCUGAUGUGUAGCCUCCUGGGUGCUGCAGCUUGUGGGUGCCUCUGCCUAACUGUCUGCAAGCUGGCGGGUCCAGGUCCUGGGGCGGUGCUGGCUGGAGGUGUGUUUGCCGUGUCGCGGCUCAGCUGGCAGUGGUCCAUGGUGGCGGAGGUUUUCACCCUCAACAACCUUUUCGUUGGGCUUCUCUUCUUCUUGAUAUCCAUCUUCCACUGUGCUGAAAACUCUGAGCACAGGAACAAGAUUGCACACUGGGGGGCGUUGUGCUGUGGGCUGGGGCUGUGUAACCAGCACACCCUGGUGCUGUACGUGCUGGUCAUUAUUCCCUGGGUCCUUUACCGACUCUUUUCUCUAAAGGAGCUAUCUUUGCGUGGCAUUGUGUCGAUGGGAUUGUGUUUCCUCGCUGGCUUUCUGCCCUACAUCUACCUGCCCAUCUCAUCCUACCUCAACACUGCCCGCUGGAGCUGGGGGGAUCAAACCACUCUGUCAGGGCUGCUGACGCACCUGCUCAGGACUGAGUACGGCACCUUCAGUCUAGCAAAGACGGAGAGCUCUGUGAACCUGACCACGAUGCUGCAAGCCCAGAUGGAUCACUACCUGGCAGAACUUUCCCCUCCUGUUUUAGCGUUGGCAGGAAUAGGCCUUUUCCUCUCCUCGUGGGACAGGUGGGAUGAGAGGUGUUGUUCGGUGUCCUGGUUGUUGACUGGCAUGUUGGUGGCUUAUUCGCUGUUUUUUGCUUGGAGAGCCAACCUGGACAUUAACAGACCUUUACUGCUCGGAGUGGUGGAGCGUUUCUGGCUGCAGGGUGAUGCUGCAGUGUGCGUGCUGGCUGGCCUCGGCUUGAGCCGGACUCACACUGAGCUAGAGAGGAGGAUUGGAUAUGGGUGCCUGUGGAAGACCACAAGCUGGGUCUUCACCAUAGCUUUGCUGACACAUAUGCUGCACAGAAAUCACAGAGAGUGUGAUCAGAGCACGAACAGUGUGGUGGAGCGGUUCGGCAGAGAGCUUCUGGCCUCCGUCCCAAAAGACUCGGUCAUCCUGACCAGAGGAGACCUGCCAGGAAACUCUCUGCGUUACCUGCACUACUGCCAGGACGUGCGGCCUGACGUCCGCCUGGUCGACCAAGAGAUGAUGACAUAUUCCUGGUAUGUGGCCAAGCUGGCGCCUCACCUCUCCGGGGUCCACUUUCCCGGCCGCUGGUGGGACCCCGUUGGUCCUGAGGAGAAAAAUACCUUCAGUCUCGAGGAGUUUCUGGCUCACAACACGCAGAGGGAUGUGUUUGCCUGCAUUGGGCUGUCCGAUGGAGAUAUGAGCUGGGAGCGUACUUUUACUCGCUGGCCCUUUGGUGUAUGCGACCACUUGGUGCCUGGUAAUAAGCAGUUCCAUCCCAAACAGUGGGGUCAGCGGACUCGCAACAUCUACAACUGGAGCGAGCCCCACAACAGUUUCCACCCUGCAUCCUGGGAGCGAGUCGCUAAUGAGGAGAUGUGGCAAGCCAGGAUGAAGACGGCUUUCUUUCUCUUUGACCUGGGAGAAAGGCUGAAGGGAGACGGGAAAGCUCGCCUCUUUGAGUUAUCUUACACUCUGUAUAAAGAGAUUGUGGAGGCCCAGUCAGACUACCCUCCGAACUGGGACAAGAACCUGGCACUGGCGUGUGAGAGGUUGCUCCGCUCCGGCCAGCGAGGCCACAGUCCAGACGGCCUGUUGACCUGCAGCAUACAGCACUUCACCCGCUACUUAGAGAAGGAGUCCACCGAUCCCCAGGCGCCGGCCAUACGCUCGGCCAUUACUCACCUGCUCAAAGAAAGAGACGAGCGUCACCAGAACCGGAAGAAAAGCCCAUGAUAUAAUUCUGGAAAAGCCAAAUGGAGCUGGAACAACAGCGAGGAUGUGCUGUACAACUGAGCAGGAUGCCAUGGGCUGGGAAUUAAGUCUGAGCGCCUCGUUCCAGGGUUUAAAGUUGGCCCCCCAGGAGGAUACUGAUUUAUUAAGGUCUGCUUAGUUUGUUAAAUGUAUCUGGCUGUAUAUUGGACUUCUGAAUCAAAACUGGACUGAAGAGAGAUGGUAUACAUGAGAACUGGCCUUUAAUCUUCCAGCUGAACUCUGAGCAAACAUCAGACUGGCAUCGAGCCAUACCUCUUUUGAUAAAUGUUUACAGUUGACCAACAGCCGGAUCAAGCAUGACUACGAAGAAGUCUUCUCUGACCUCAAUCAAGCUCUGUGCACUCUCCUUAACUCACCCAUUCAGUUACUUAAUCUUUACAUCUCGUUCUCUCUUUUUUUUUCCUCCUCUAUUCUGUCCUCAGAGCUUUUAACGUGGUGAUUAUUUUGCCUCGGCUUCUGCUCCAGUUCUCUUUUUCUCACAUUAGGAUGGCAAGGCCGAGAUUGAGGGAAACCCAAUUUGGAAGCCGAAAUGGGGGAUUAGAGCGGCUGUUUAAUCUAGGACAGACUUGCAUAGUGCCACGCAGUCCUCACUUCACAUUACCAAUACUACACACCCACCCCUCUAUCCUUCCAUCAGUCUAUCUUGGAAGGUCUUUUAAAUGUUUAAAAACUAAUGGAUGCUGGGAGUGUUUUAUUUUUUUCCCCUGCCUUCCUUCCUAACAGGAGGGCUAUAAUCCCUCAUGGAUUUAAAUGAAAUGUGAAAUGUCACAAUGCCAGACACCCUUUUAGGGGUGUGUUUCUGUGGGCAUGUUUUUUUGUGUUUUUUUCUUUUUUUGUCCACGUUUAAAUCUCCACUCUAGCUUUUAUGCUUUCAGAGCAGCGCAUCAACAUAUUUGAUAAACAGAUUGGCACAAUGACAAACAAAAUGCUGUCAUCAUUAGAGGAACACAGAUUCAUGCAUAGCACAACGGCAGCUCCCAACUUCCAAGAAAAUUGACUUUUAGACUUGUGACUGUUCGAGAGAAGCUGUUUUGGGGUUAUUUUUUUAUACCAGAGUGGACAAAAGGGUUUUUACUUUGUGUGACUUUGAAAUGUUUUCAGGAUCAAUCAGACACCUCAGUCUCAGUUCUUUCUAAAUGUGGGUGUUAAUGAGCCUGGUGCCAUAAAAUUUGUGAUACAGAGGUCAAACCAUGCAGCGUACUGCUGCAAGAUUAAUAAAACACUGCUGAAGGAGCCUGCCGUUUGAGAUAUGACUCAAAAGGGACGGUCAGGAAGUACACGCGUAGUUUUCUCCGAAUGUAAUCUACCCUCUCUGUUCGCCGGCCUGGUUAGCGGCUGUCAGCUGGCUGGAUGAUGAGAUUUGACCUGCUGUAGCACAGAUGGUUUGGUGUCUCGUGAAAAAGUGGGAACUGUCACUCUGCUGUCUACAGGCGUAAAUAAUUCAGUAAAGAUCCUACCUUUUAGAAUAAAAAAAGGUGUCCUUUUUGGAAUUUUAAUGAAUCUUUUUAUGUAUAAAAUGUUGUUUUGACAUUUAAUGACAUGGGAUUAAACCAUGCCCUUACUCACUUAGGUACAGUAUUUCUUUUUUCUUUUGGUACUUUUAUUUUCUUCCUCUUAACCCACUUGCCGCCAAUUCUCUCUCACUCUGUCUUUCCAUAACACCUCUGUUCCUCUCCUCUCCCCUGUUUCUGAGAGUCAGGUGCCCACCCUAAAUCAGCAAGCUGCUGAGGAUUGUGGGAACCCAUGGAAUCGCCGUGACCAGGGAUGCAGGCAGGGAGCCACGGCAACGCUGGAAUGUGGGGCGUCUGAGGAGAUAAGAGCUGUGAGCCCA